Fusarium redolens is the source of this 975-nucleotide messenger RNA. RefSeq lists its product as uncharacterized. The record is from RefSeq and is a predicted model, not a curated record. The coding region runs from base 1 to 975 and encodes 324 amino acids. Lineage: Eukaryota; Fungi; Ascomycota; Sordariomycetes; Hypocreales; Nectriaceae. The transcript is spliced from 4 exons. Gene Ontology annotation, molecular function: metallopeptidase activity.
AUGUCCUGGCUUCAACAUCCAGUGUUCUUUGCCUGUAGAGCUUUGUUACUUAUACUUCUGGCUCAAUCCGCCCUCGGAUCAAUUGAUUCAGUCUUCAACAUUAAACAAGGCGGCGUUGGGGUCGGCGGGUGCAGUGCUCACAAGGGCAAACUUAAUAAAUGGUGGACAAAUGCCAGAAAGCUCGUCGACGCUGCCCUUUUGUACACACAAGAUGAUAGUGUUGAUGGAGUUGAAUAUGUAUACACCUUCUUUGCGCUUGAUCCCCCUCCCGCGGACGCCGAGUACAGAGCCACAGCUCGCAAAAUGGACUGGGAUGACGUGGCAUAUGACAAAGAAACUGGCGAGAAGUUUCCAAAUGAGGAUGCUAAGAAGGUGCGAACCGUGGUUGAUGAACCAAGUCCAGGUCCGGAUGAAGCAGACCAGCCAGAAGAAUUACCAUUUUGGUCCUCGGGCCUUAGAGAGUACUUUGUAGACGAGGCCGGUGACUAUUGCUCGAAGAAGUUCGAAGGCAGUCCUCAGAACUUUGCGGCUACUCAUGAGGGACAGACGUGGGCAACAGUCACCAUCUGUGUUCAAAACAUGAAGGUGCUAUAUCCAAAUGAAUAUCUGCGUCUUAGCAAGAUCCAGAAGGCGGGUAAAAGUAUCGUGGAUUAUAGAGCCCAGUCUCUGACAUUAUUCCACGAACUCUUCCACGUCGUCCUAGGAAAUGCGAAUACUGAGGAACACGACAAAAGCUGUAAGUCUGACAAUGAGCAGAUAAAGAAUCCUAAUCAAGACAUUAUCAGCACAGAGGAGGCAUUGUCGAAUCCUGAAUCCUAUACACAAUAUGCUCUUUGUUGCGUUUUGGGGCGGAGGAAUGAGCAUCUUACCUUCGCAAGUACAAGGUCCGAGCUGAAAAAGAAGGAAGGCCCCAAGGAGGAACACAAUGGAAGGUCAGAAGCGCCUGGCCAUCGAAAGAGGCUGAUGGCGGCUUGA